Molecule: messenger RNA, 3023 nt
Organism: Caenorhabditis auriculariae
Lineage: Eukaryota; Metazoa; Nematoda; Chromadorea; Rhabditida; Rhabditidae
Source: the annotation of a GenBank genome assembly
AUGCUCUACUCAACAACGGCUUGUCCCAUCGGGAAAUCGCUCGUCAGACGGGUCGCUCAAGACGAACUAUUGACCGUUAUGCAAGGAAUCCGCAAGAAUACGGCACAGCAAUACAUUCUGGACGGCACAGGCUGCUAUCGGUUCAAGCUGAACGAGACGUCUGUCGGAAAGCAUCAAACUCUACGAAGUCCGCCAACCAAAUCAGAUCCGAAAUUCCUGAAAACGUCUCGAAAGACACCAUCUUACCAACAAUUCAUCGGUCCGGUCGACUUGUGAAUACUCCAAUGAAGGCAGCACCUCGUCUACAGCAACGCCAUAAAAAUGAACGGCUCCAGUUUGCACGCUCUAACAUGGCCACGGAUUGGAAUAAGGUAUCAAUUUUUUCUAUCACCUUAUGAUUCCCAAUUUUUCUGUUCAGAUCAUCUUCAGCGACGAGAAGAAAUUCAACCUUGAUGGGCCAGAUGGGUACGCCCACUACUGGAGAGAUUUGAGGAAAGAUCCGAUGUACUUCUCCAAGAGAAACUUCGGCGGCGGCAGCCUCAUGGUCUGGGCGGCUUUUUGCGGCAACGGGACGGUAGCUCUUUCUUUUAUUGGGACCAGAACGAAUUCGCAAGACUACCAGCAACUGCUUGCCCAGCAUCUCCUGCCCUAUCUCCGUCGCCGACGACGUGCUAAUAUGAUUUACCAACAAGACAAUGCAUCUGUUCACGCGAGCAACUCCACAUUGGCUUGGUUUGCGGCCAAGAACGUGGUUCUUCUGGACUGGCCCGCGUGCAGUCCUGACCUCAACCCUGUAGAGAAUUUAUGGUCAGUCCUUGUACGAAGGGUCUACGCGAAUGCCAAGCAGUAUACAACGGUCAACGAUCUGAAAAGAGCGAUUCGUGCCGAGUGGGAUGGUUAGGACAAGUCACUGCUGCAAUCACUCGUUGGCAGUAUGCCGAACAGGAUUUUCGAAGUCGCUCAGAAACAAGGAGGCAUCACACAUUAUUAAUUAAUCUUUUUGUUAUACUUUGUUGACUUUGUGAAAUGAAUUUUGUUGAUUACUUAUAGUGGGUCUAUAAUUCUGGGUCGGUCAAAAAAAUCAGAUUUUCUCGUAUCUUGAAAAAAACUUUUUCAACUGGGUGAUUGAUAAUUAUAUUAUGAUUAUGUUCCUUAUCAACAAGGUUUAUCACAAAAAAAGUUUGGUGGCUCAAAGUUUUUCAAUCUUUCUUAAAAUCGGAGAAAUUAGGGUGGGUCUAUAAUUAUGGGUCGCAGUGUAUAUUGAAAAUUAGAAACUUCGGUAUUUUUUCAAGAAUACUGUUCGACACGCAGUAUACAGCUCUACAGAAUGCUCAAUUUAUCUCAAACCUUAUUUUUUACGGCCCAUGUUCCUUUGAAUCUUCAAAUACCAGCUAUUUAUAUUACUUUCUCCGUUCCAGGUCGCCUACGGGGCCAUCUUCGGCGUCAUUCUCCUCCAUUUCCUUCUCGCUUUCUCUUUUAAGGUUUUUUUCGACAAAACGAUCAAUAAAUGGUGAAUAAAAUGGUUUUUUUUCCUCUGUUAAAGGAGUUUUACUUCGAUUCGAUGCAUCCGAAAAGCGCCGUCGUCCCGAUUCCCGACGUCAAAACGACUUUGCCGCCGAUUCCCGACCCAGUGGCCAACGAGACGAAGGUUGAACCGCCGAAAAGCGCGAAUUUGGUCAGUAGGGAGAAAUUUUGAGCAAGGAAACUAGGAUUUGAAACAGAGAUUUGUGAACCUAGAGAAGAGUUAUUGAAAAAAAAGAGACAGGAAACGGCUAUAAAUAAGUGAAUUUUUUCAUUUUUUCGUGUUUCAGAAUUCUUUUUGAUGAUUCAACUUGUAAAAGCAUGGAGUAGAGCAUGAAAAAGGGUCAGAAAGAAGUAUUUUAAUUUGAAAAAUUCAUAAUUUGCACGGAAAACACUUUUUCAUUCAGAUAGUGGAUCAAAAAAGAAACACACAUAAAGGGUUUUAAGAAAAGAAAGUUUGAAUUUGAGAUCAAUGCAGAAUUUUUCUGGAAAGGGAUUUUUUUUUAGAUCAAUUUAAGCCUUGGUGGCCAACUAUCAUGAUUAAAAUUCUUUUUUUAGAAAAAAUAUUAAAAAAACUCUAUUUUUUUACCCAAAAUAUUCUCAAAGUUGGUCAAUCACCCAUAAAUUUUAAAAAAAUUUGUGAAUCAUUAGACUUUCCUUCCUGAAAUGUAAUUUUAAAAUCACACUAAAAAAAGUUUAUUUUUCUGGGAAGCCCAAAAAUAUUGAUAGUUAUCGAUAAUCACCUGUAAAAAAAUAAUCUGAAAGAGUUCUUAUAAACUGGAAAUUUUAAAAAAAUUGGUCAAAAAGUUUUUUUAGUCUUUCUUUUUUUGAAGAAUAACUUUGAGAAAGAACUCAGAAGGCAAUUUUCUCUGGGAAAACCCAGAAAAAUUUUUUUGAAAUUCGGUCGAUCAGCCUGUGAAAAACGUUCGGAAAGAGUUCUCACAGACUGAAAAAUUUAAAAAAAUUUUGGUCAAAAAAAUUUUUUUAGUCAUAUCUUUUUGAAAUAUAAUUUUUUUAGAAAGUACUCAAAAAUCCAAUUUUUCUUCGGGAGGAACUAAAUAUUUUCGAAAUUCGGUAGAUCAAUCUGCAGAAAAAAAAUUAAAGAAUUUUCGGUGGCUAUAAAUUUUCAAAAAAGUCAAAGAUUCUUCCUUAGUCUUUCCUUUCUGAACUAUACAUCAUUAAAAAACGAUAAACUUCCUUUUCUCUGGAAUAUCGCAAUUUUUCAGGUAGCACCUGUCGAGCCGAACAAGGCGAAAACGGAAAAACGGGAGUCCAGCGAGAAGAUCGAACCGAAAUCCAACGGUUCAUCUACAACUUCUUCGCCGACGACGACGACGACGACUACGGUCAACAAGGAACCCGCAAAGAGUUCAUCUCCAGCGCCGACAGCAGCGAGUUCUCCUCAAGCUCAAAAAUCCUCUGAAGCUCCAGCUCCAGCUCAAGAAACGAGCUCGAAACCUCCUCCAGCUACCACCAAAGACCCGAAAAACUCGACCCAAUAA